This is a messenger RNA of Manis javanica (Malayan pangolin), 8661 nucleotides long. The record is from RefSeq and is a predicted model, not a curated record. Lineage: Eukaryota; Metazoa; Chordata; Mammalia; Pholidota; Manidae.
GAGGCGGGGGCCGGGACGACGGCUGGGGCGCCGGGGUCGCCAGCUCCUCGCCCACCUCCCUCCCUGUGGGAGAAGAGGAGGAGGGGAAGUGACUGCGGAGUUGAUGAACUUUGCACAUCCAGAAACGCCAUUUUGAUUCCUUUUCCGGAACAAGUUUGCAUCUCUCCUAGUUCCCUGCCCGAAGCCCACCGGUCCCCUCUGCAUCAUGCCUGGGAGCCAAGUGCCCUGUCCGGCCGUUGCUCUGACUCUGCUCCAGUGGUGGUGGCUUUGAGGUGUGACCCUCUCCACAUUUGGGCCCAGCCAGUGCCAGCUCCUCAGUAAGGAGGGCCAGCUUGAUAAGGCGAAGGAAACAGUGUCAACGAGUGAUUCCAAGGGAAGAAAACAAGAAGUGAACACAAGCCCGUCCUACUGCGCGUGGAUGAUAGCUAUAGCAGGGGAAAGUCUCGUAGUGUAUCAGUUGGGGCAGAAAAUGGAGUUCCAUGGCAGAGGCUUCUUAGAAGCUUAAACCCUUGUCCCAAUGACGUCAAGUUCACCCGUUGGCUUGGAAGGCCCAGACUUGGCUUCCAUCAACACCAUGAUGUCCGCGGUAAUGAGUGUAGGGAAGGUCGCCGAGAACGGCGGGAGCCCCCAGAGCGUCAAGGCCCCCACGAAGCCUCCAGGACCAAAUCGGAUCGGCAGAAGGAACCAGGAAACAAAAGAGGAGAAGUCUUCCUAUAACUGUCCCCUGUGUGAGAAGGUUUGCACUACACAGCAUCAGUUAACUAUGCACAUUCGCCAGCAUAACACGGACACUGGAGGGGCAGACCACUCGUGCAGCAUCUGCGGGAAGUCCCUGAGCUCGGCCAGCUCCCUGGACCGCCACAUGCUGGUGCAUUCUGGCGAGAGGCCGUACAAGUGCACGGUGUGCGGCCAGUCUUUCACCACCAAUGGGAACAUGCACAGACAUAUGAAGAUUCAUGAGAAGGACCCUAACAGUGCUACAGCUGCAGCCCCUCCGUCCCCACUGAAGCGCAGGAGGUUCUCCUCCAAAAGGAAACUGAGUCAUGAUGCCGAGUCAGAGAAAGAAGACCCAGCACCUGCUAAAAAGAUGGUAGAAGAUGCGCAGUCGGGCGACUUGGACAAAAAGGCUGAUGAAGUGUUCCAUUGCCCAGUAUGUUUCAAGGAGUUUGUUUGCAAGUAUGGACUGGAGACCCACAUGGAGACCCACUCAGAUAACCCACUAAGAUGUGACAUUUGCUGCGUCACCUUUCGAACACAUCGAGGAUUGCUGCGCCACAAUGCGCUUGUCCACAAACAGCUUCCCAGGGAUGCGAUGGGAAGGCCUUUCAUACAGAACAACCCCUCAAUUCCUGCUGGCUUCCACGACUUAGGAUUCACUGACUUCUCCUGUAGGAAGUUUCCUCGAAUUUCUCAGGCCUGGUGCGAAACAAACCUGCGGAGGUGUACCAGUGAGCAGCAGCGUUUCGUCUGUGACACGUGUGACAAGGCGUUCCCCAUGCUCGCCUCGCUCACCCUGCACAAGCAGACCCACGCCACCACGGACCAGGGACAGGAAAGGCUGCAGGCCAAGCCCCUGCCUGGUGACGCCCUGGACCAGAAGGUCUUCCUGGCCAUCCUGGGCCUGCAGCACACCAAAGACGUCAGGCCUGCCCCCUCUGAGGAGCCCCUGCCCGAUGACAACCAAGCAAUACAGCUCCAGACACUCAAGUGUCAGCUACCUCAGGACCCUGGCUGCACCAACAUGCUGAGCCUGUCUCCUUUUGAAGCUGCUUCCCUGGGCGGUUCUUUCACGGUCCUCCCGGCCACCAAGGAGAGCAUGAAGCACCUGUCCCUACAACCUUUCCAGAAGGGCUUCAUCAUCCAGCCCGACAGUAGUAUUGUGGUCAAACCCAUCUCCGGUGAGUCGGCCAUUGAGCUGGCAGACAUCCAGCAGAUUCUGAAGAUGGCAGCCUCAGCUCCCCCACAGAUCAGUCUUCCACCCCUCUCCAAGGCCCCUGCCACCCCUCUGCAGGCGAUUUUCAAACACAUGCCCCCUCUGAAGCCAAAGCCCUUGGUCACACCACGGACAGUGGUGGCCACCUCCACGCCCCCUCCUCUCAUCAAUGCCCAGCAGGCCUCCCCCGGCUGCAUCAGCCCCAGCCUGCCCCCGCCACCCCUGAAGCUCCUCAAGGGCUCGGCAGAGGUGGCCUCCCACGCCCACCUGCUGCAGUCCAAGUCCGGGGCCCAACCAAGCAUGGCCACACCGCUCUUCCUUCAGCAGCCCCGGGUGGAUCUGCCCGGCCAGGCCGAGAUAAAGACGCAGCUGGAGCAGGACAGCAUCAUCGAGGCCCUGCUGCCCCUGAGCAUGGAGGCCAAGAUCAAGCAGGAGAUAACAGAGGGGGACCUCAAGGCCAUCAUGACAGGACCCGGCAGCAAGAAGACACCAGCCAUGCGCAAGGUGCUCUACCCCUGUCGCUUCUGCAACCAGGUGUUCGCCUUCUCCGGGGUGCUGCGUGCGCAUGUGCGCUCCCACCUGGGCAUCUCGCCCUACCAGUGCAACAUCUGCGACUACAUUGCCGCCGACAAGGCUGCGCUCAUCCGCCACCUGCGCACACACAGCGGCGAGCGGCCCUACAUCUGCAAGAUCUGCCACUACCCCUUCACCGUCAAGGCCAACUGCGAGCGGCACCUCCGCAAGAAGCACCUCAAGGCCACCCGCAAGGACAUCGAAAAGAACAUCGAGUACGUGACCAGCAGCGCCGCGGAGAUGGUGGACGCCUUCUGCUCCCCCGACACGGUGUGCAGGCUGUGCGGCGAAGAUCUGAAGCACUACCGCGCGCUGCGCAUCCACAUGCGCACACACUGCGGCCGCGGCCUGGGCGGCUGCCCCAAGGGCCGCAAGCCCUUCGAGUGCAAGGAGUGCAGCGCCGCCUUCUCGGCCAAGCGCAGCUGCAUCCACCACGUCCUCAAGCAGCACCUGCACGUUCCCGAGCGCGACAUUGAGAGCUAUGUCCUGGCCGCCGAUGGCCCGGGCACCGCCGGGGUGCCCGCAGAGACCUCGGGGAAGAUAGAGGAGGGUGGUGGGGCCUUUGGCGAGCGGAAACCCCCAGCCACCUUCCUAGAGCCCCAAAACGGCUUUCUUCAUGGCAGUCCCACCCAGUCUCUGCCUCCCCACGUCUCAGUCAAGUUGGAGCCCACCAGCAACUUUACAGUGGACUUCAACGAGCCCCUGGACUUCUCCCAGAAGGGCCUGGCCCUGGUCCAAGUGAAGCAGGAAAACAUGGUCUCCUUCCUCAGCGCCUCUUCCUUGGCCCCCUAUGAUAGCUCGAUGGAGCCCAUCGACUUGUCCAUCCCCAAGAACUUCAGGAGGGGAGACAAAGACGAGGCUGCUCCCAGCGAAGACGGCCAACACGAGCAGGAGCCGGAGAGCCGCGAGCAACCCUCCCCCUGCCCACCGCCUUGCCCUGCCCUGCCGGUGACCUUGGCACCCAGCGGGAUUCUGGAAAAUCUUGUGGCCCCUGCGGCAGCAGCCGCGGCUCUGGAAGCGCACCCCCAGCCCCUGCAGGGUUCUGUCCAGCUGGCAGUCCCCAUAUACUCCUCAGCCCUGGUCAACAGCUCGCCGGUCCUGGGCAACUCCGCCCUCAUCAGCAGCCCAGCCUUGCUGCGACCACUGCGCCCCAAGCCCCCCCUGCUCUUGCCAAAGCCCUCCGUCACAGAAGAGCUGCCCCCACUGGCCUCCAUCGCCCAGAUCAUCUCAUCUGUGUCUUCAGCUCCCACCUUGCUGAAAACUAAGGUGGCUGACCCAGGGCCCACAAACACUGGCAGUAACACCGCAGCUCCAGACAGCCUAGGAGGCACCGUCCCCAAAGCUGCCCCCGCCCCCACCAGCACCACAAGCCCAAAAGAAUCCAGUGACCCAUCCCCUGCUGCCAGCAGUCCUGGAGCAGCGUCCCCCACCGAACAGGGGCCAACUGGCUUGUCAAAGAAGAGGGGCCGGAAAAGGGGGACGAGGAGCCGGCCCCGUGCCAGCAGCGGUGGGGUGGAUCUGGACUCCAGCGGGGAGUUUGCCAGCAUUGAGAAGAUGCUGGCCACCACGGACACCAACAAGUUCAGUCCGUUUCUGCAGACGGCAGAGGAUGAUGCUCAGGACGAGGUGGCCAGAGCCCCUGCAGACCACAACGGGCCCAGUGAUGAAGAGCAGGGCAGCCCUCCGGAAGACAGGCUGCUGAGGGCAAAGCGGAACUCUUAUGCCAACUGCCUGCAGAAGAUCAGCUGUCCCCACUGCCCCCGGGUGUUCCCUUGGGCCAGCUCCCUCCAGAGGCACAUGCUCACGCACACUGGUCAGAAACCCUUCCCUUGUCAAAAAUGCGAUGCCUUCUUUUCUACCAAAUCUAACUGUGAACGCCACCAGUUGCGCAAACACGGAGUUACCAACUGCUCCCUGAGAAGAAACGGGCUUAUCCCCCAGUCAAAAGAGAGUGAUGUUGGACCCCAUGAUAGCACAGAUAGCCAGUCAGACGUGGAGUCGGCCGCGGGAGGUGAAGUGCUGGACCUGACCUCCCGGGAGAAGGAGCAGCCCGCGUCAGAGGGAGCCUGUGAGCCCCGCCCGGGCAAGGAGGAGCCCCCCGCGGAGGAGGUGAGGCCCGGAGCAGCCUCGCCUGUGGACGGGGAUGGGAGGGGAGCCCAGGAGAGCCAGGAGCAGGAGGGAAAGCGUGUGGAGGACAGGGACGAGGACACAGACAGCCCGGAGGAGGACACCGUCAGCAACAAGAGCCUGGACCUCGACCUCGCCAGCAAGCUGAUGGGCUUCAAGCUGGCCGAGGGCGCUGCGGGCAGUGGGGGCGCCACCCAGGCCGACCAGAAGCACACCUGCGACAUCUGCGGCAAGAGCUUCAAGUUCCUGGGGACCCUGAGCCGCCACAGAAAGGUGCACAGCCGCGAGGAGCCCCUGGAGGAGGAUGCACCCCCCACGGAGGACCAGGACGCAGGUGGAGUGGCCGAGGGGCCCAGCCCAGCCGCCACACCCGAGGAGAACCCUGCCGACUCCUGGGCCCCGGAGCCCACGGCCGACGGGGCGGCCGAGAAGCGCAGCGAGGAGGUGGAGGGUGCCUCCGACGGGGAGGGAGCGGCCGAGAAGAAGUUCUCGGAGAAGAGUGACGAAGACAAGAAGCCAAAGACAGACUCCCCCCGAAGCGUGGCCAGCAAGGCGGACAAGAGGAAGAAGGUCUGCAGCGUGUGCAACAAGAGGUUCUGGUCCCUGCAGGACCUGACCCGUCACAUGCGGUCGCACACGGGAGAAAGACCGUACAAAUGUCAGACCUGCGAGCGAACCUUUACCCUGAAGCACAGCCUGGUUCGCCAUCAGCGGGUCCACCAGAAAGCCAGGCAUGCCAGACACCACGGGAAGGACAGCGACAAGGACGAGCGGGCAGAGGAGGACAGCGAGAGCGAGUCUGCCCACAGCGGUCACAACGCUGUCUCGGAGAGCGAGGCCGACUCGGUUCUGCAGGCCACCAGCCACAUGGCCAUCACCCGGAGCCGGAAGGAGAGCCUGGCCAACGCCGCCAGGGAUCCCAGCCGCCGCCAGGAGGAGCGGGUGACUGGUCGGACAGCUGGUGCCAGCCAGGCUGACGCCAGCAGGUGUGCUGCCAGGGCGUCUCCCGCUGGCAGCCCCGAGGAGCAGGCGUCUCAGGGGGACCCCGACCCGGAGAGCCCGGCGGCCCUCCUGCAGGACCUGCUGGAGCUCCAAGGCAAGCGGCCCACCCACCCCAUCCCGGCUGCCGAGGGCACCUCGCCGCUCCUGGGGGUGGAGUGACGGCCCCUCCUGGCCCCCCAGCGUGCAGACGAGAGCCCAGCAGAGCAAAGUGUCCCGAAUCUAUAUUUCAUGAGGUUUCCUCAGUGCCCUUCAGCUGCCGGGGAGCGAGAAAGAGAGAGGGAGACAGUGCCAUAGCCGUACCGUGUCCCAUGCGGGGGACGCGGACCAUCGGCGUGAGUGCCUUAGCUACCUACCCACCUCCGGUGUUAGCCUGGUGGUGUGUUUCCCCACAAUGACUUUUUAAAAAACAAAGAAAAUAUUUUCAUGAGUUAGUUGGAGAGGACCUUUGCAUUUAAGCAUUAACGUUACCUUCUGUAUUGAUGUGUGUGAGCUUGUUCUUGAGAAUCUGUGAUAGUAACGUAUGUUCUGUGAGCUGGAAACAGGAGAUAGAUACGUGUCCUUGGAUAUACCCAUAGCCAAUAACUGGAAGAAAAUGAUGUGAAUUUCAUGUUUACCAGAGAAAAUACAGAUAAGAUGCUCAUUUCUCAAGUAGACCUGGUUUUUGUUUUUUUGUUUUUUUUUCUGUUUGCUACAUGGUGGAGCUGUAAUUCGGUCCCUGGUAUUAUAGCAGGAGAUGGUGGGUGAAGGUUUCCAAUUUGGUUCAAACUCAAACCAGGAAAGAUUCCAGCUUCAACGUCAUCUGUGUUUCCACUCACUCUUUUAACGUUAGACAUGCUACUACUGUUCAGGUUUCAAGACAUCCAUUCUUAACAUACAGAGAAGAGUUACCCUGGCAACUUAACCUAUGGAACACAUGCACAGAUGCCAUAUAUCUGAUUUCCCCCUUUUGGUAUAUGUAUUAUUAAUAUUAUUAUUAUUUUUGUUUUUUAGUUCAUCAGUUUGCUGGUCUCUGCAGUCAGCAGAAACAAAUGGGCAAUAUUUGUCCUGGGAGACCCAGGCUGCCCCUGGGUCCCCACUUAAGUGUCUGCCUGCAGCUUUCCUCAGCACCCUCGGGUGGCAGUUCUUCUACUGUAUUUAGACAAGCCUUUCUUCCGUGACUGCAGAAUCCAGCAGGGGCCGUGAACAGUCCUGCAACACACAGCCAGGAAGCAGCUCAGAGAGGGGACAGCGAGGGUGCGUGUGCCUGGGCUUCUGAGAAAGCCAGGCAGUGAGGAGGCCUGUCACUCACUGGUCUUCCUGCCAAACCUGACCCAGGCCUUACCCACCUGUGCUACUGUCCUUUGCAAAGCAAGGAAAUACUACUACUGGUAAUAAAACUGCACAUGCAAGAUUGAAGAUGAGAACUAGGUGUAUAUUUACCUUCCUGCGAUUUGGGGUUGGUGCUUGAAGAUUAACUUGCUGUUUCCAGGUUGUCAAAGAGCCUGAACCCCUGGGUGCAGAGAGGCAGGAUUUUUCAGGGGCAUCCUAUGUAGGCCGUAGACUUGCCUCACUACAGCUGCCAGCAGUGAAAAGAAAUCGAUCCUGCUGUAGCUGAGCUCGCGCUCAGCAUCCUGGCCUUGAGCGGAGACCUUGAGGAUGCCCAAGCCUUAGGGCUGCUCAGACCUUCUUGCCUCCCCCUAGGGGAGCCAGCCCUGCCUCUGCCCACCUGUCUGAGCGUCCCUGCCCUUCCUGGCCCUCCGUGCUCCUCCUCUCCUGGAACGUGUGCACGCAGGGGCACUCAGCCCCAUUUCCCUCUGUGUCCUCACCUGGCGGCCAAAAUCCUACCACCCAGACUUCAAAGGAAGAUGCAUAUUCUUCAGAUAUCUUUGCAUGUGAAAGGAAAAAGUUUGAGUAUAUAUGAUUUUUAACUGUAUUAGGGAUGUAUGAACCAGUUUCAAAAUGAGGUUUUAUUUUCUCUAGAUGAAUACAGCUCAGAACCAGUGAUCCCCCAGGGUCACUUUAUAGCAAGUGUGGUCCUACUUAAAACCAGUUCAGGCAUCCCUUAAUUUUUUAUGACAAUUGUUGUUAUUAUUAUUUGGGGUUUCUUGUGUUUGUUUUUCUCUGCAACUCUCCACACUAGAACCCGCUACCUUGUGGGGAGAGGCCAUGACUGAGCUCUGCGCUGCGGUGGGAUGUAGCAGAUCUGGUUCCCACCACCCAGCGGGGCUGCAGCUCGCAGUAAUCACGACUGAUUCAAAGCUUUAUUUAGCCCUCAUCUGUACCCUCAUAGUCGAUAAGGUCUUGCCACAUUUUAUUAGUGAGGCUGAGAAACGUAUUAUUUGUUGUUCUGCCUCCCCCCCUCCUCCACCCCCCUGGUAUUAAACUGUGAAAUCUGUGAUUUGUUUAAAACUCUGGGUGAAUCAUAGCUUAGUGUGCAUGUCCAGCUAAUUUGUUUCUAUUCAUUUUGUUUGAUUUUCUUUCUCCUUCUCUCAGGGCUUUUACAAAAAGAAAUAUAUAUAUAUGGAUCUCUGAAAAGUUUUUUUUGAGGUGCAAGUUUUUCUCUUUUGUUUUUCUCUUUGAUUUAUGGACACAAUGCUGAGAUUCAAUCACUACAUGAAACUCCUGGCUGUGAAAACAAAAAACCCAGGGUUAUUUCCUGAACAGCCCUGGGGAAGCUACGUGACAGUCGGACGCCUGUUUUAGAACGAUUCAUGUACCCUCCACUUCUCUUGUCUCUUUCCUCUCCUCUUUCUUCAAGAAGGAAGUUGAUCCUAGUGAUUUCAGCCCAUGCAUUAAACAGGAAACAAUAAUAAAUGUGUAGAACUCAUAUUUUUCUAAAGGGAACUUAAAAACUGCUGCUACAUGUUAUGUACAAAACUGGUUUAUGCCACAUGAACAGAAUCACAAGUUUGGUUUCGGUACUUUUUGUUCCUCUUUGUAUUCAGUUGUAUAGUAACUUCCAAAUUCAGAAUGAGAAGAAAAGCUGUUCUGUAUCAAACCAUCUAAGCAAUAAAUGUUAUAUUUUAAAAACAGCAGCUUGCUCAUCA